CGACGACCCUGUUCAGAGAGGGAUUCGUUCAUCCGGUUCACGGAGACAGCAAUUAAAGGGAGAGUGACAGAAGAAGAAGAUGAAAUAACGGUGAGAGAGAGAAUGUCGAGAUCGUCGGCUUCCAAGGACGCUCAAGCCCUUUUUCGCUCUCUCAGUUCUGCCUACGCCAUCACUCCCUCUAACCUCAAGAUCAUCGACCUGUAUGUAAUGUUCGCGGUCUUCACCGCUCUGAUUCAGGUAAUCUGCCUGUAUCUGCAAUCCUUGUCACUGAUUAGCUUGCUCAUUGUUGACUAUGAUCGUGAAUUAUGUAUUGUUCCUUUAGUACACAUUGUGUACUAGUUGAUUCGAUUAACCAUAAGCAGUGAUCUUUCUUAUUUUCCCAAAUGUUUAAUUGGGAGAGAAACAAGGCUAAAUUCUUGAAUUAUAUCCAGGCCAAAACUUAAUUUUGUUUGGGAAGCUCAUUUUUUGCUUUGUAUUUUGAUGAUUGAUCUGAUUAGAAGUAGGCUGCAUUUGACAGCAUAAAAUCCACAAUUCAUACCAAAUAAACCCUUUGCUCAAGUUAUUCGGUGCUAGUUAGUUGAAUCAUUUUUCGUUCUAAGCAUGAAAUCCACAUUAUAUGCAGCUCAGCAAUGUAGAGACCCUUGUCCCUUUUUUUGUUUUUUGUUUUUAUUUUGGGGAGAAUGGAAGAGGGGAAAAAGGGGGGAGGAGGAAUACUUGGCCAUUUUAUUUUCUCAAGCUUUGAGUAUUCCUGGUCUAUGUUACUGGUGAUCAGGUCGUUUACAUGGCAAUAGUUGGAUCAUUUCCUUUCAACUCUUUUCUCUCUGGAGUGUUUUCUUGUAUAGGAACUGCAGUCCUUGCUGGUAAGCAGAAUUAUAUUGUAUUAUUUGUCUCUGUAUAUUUCUUCUUCCAUCUAGGGAGGCUGACACAUUUUGGUUUCUUUGGCCACAGUUUGUCUCCGUAUCCAAUUUAACAAAGAAAACAAGGAGUUUAAGGAUUUACCACCCGAGCGUGCUUUUGCAGAUUUUGUUCUUGGCAAUUUGGUGAUUAUGAACUUCCUUGGAUAAAUAGGGUGACUUUAUGCCUUCAAUAAUUUUGUUUCC
This is a messenger RNA of Ilex paraguariensis (yerba mate), 1100 nucleotides long. Lineage: Eukaryota; Viridiplantae; Streptophyta; Magnoliopsida; Aquifoliales; Aquifoliaceae. The record is from the annotation of a GenBank genome assembly.